AGUAAAUAUUUUUGGGUUGGAGACGAUAAGCAAUGAGGUCACUAUACUAUUUUCACCCAAGAAAAAAAUGUCUCCUUGCAGAACAAGUUUUGUUUUGUUCACGGCGUUGCAAAGAUGCUCCUUUUAAAGGACCCUUCAGUUCAGUCAAAUAGCAGAGUUCCUACUUGCUACUGCAGCGAGAGAUCUAGAUAGAGAGAGUGUGAGAAAGAGAGAGUUGCAGAUGGUCAUGGCGGGUCCAAAAGAUGGGCAUGUUCCACUAUUCGAGACGAAGGAAGCAAAGGGUCGAGUGGUUUAUCGAUUGUUUGCUUUGUCCAUGCUUGUGGCCAGCUGUAUGGUUUUGGUGUACAGAGUGAGGCAUAUCCCAUCUGGAGAAGAAGCUCGAGGAAGAUGUGUUUGGAUUGGACUCUUUGUUGCUGAACUCUGUCUCUCUUUCUCUUGGCUCCUCCAUCAACCCGUUGGUUGGAACCCUGUUUAUCGCUACACCUUCAAGGACAGGCUCUCCCAAAGGUACGAGAAGGAAUUGCCGGCGGUGGAUAUAUUUGUAUGUACGGCGGACCCAAAAGUGGAGCCACCAAUAAUGGUGAUCAACACUGUGUUAUCAGUUAUGGCCUAUGAUUAUCCGCCGGAGAAGCUCAGCGUUUAUCUUUCCGACGACGGCGGGUCUGAGUUGACGUUCUACGCAAUGAUUGAAGCAUCUCGCUUCUCUAAGCAUUGGCUCCCAUUCUGUAAGGAAUUCAAAGUGGAGCCUCCAUGCCCCUCAGCUAUUUUCUCUAGUCACUCUCACCCUCCUUGUCCUCACAUGGCCAAUCGCUACUGUUCCAUUAAGAAAUUGUACGAAGAGAUGGAGGAACGGAUCAAGAUUGUGACGGAGCUAGGUCGAGCUCCACAAGAAAUCCGCGAGGAACACAAAGGUUUUCUUGAGUGGGAUUCAUUUUCUAGUCCACGUGAUCAUCAUACCAUCCUUCAGAUAUUAAUUGAUGGAAGAGACCCCAAUGCUGUGGAUAUGGAAGGAAAACCAUUGCCAACUCUGGUAUACAUGGCCCGUGAGAAGAGACCCCAAAACCAUCCUAACUUCAAGGCUGGAGCUAUGAAUGCACUGAUAAGGGUGUCUUCAAAGAUUAGCAAUGGACCAAUUAUUCUCAAUGUGGACUGUGACAUGUACUCAAAUAAUUUAGAUUCAGUGAGAGAUGCCCUGUGUUUUUUCAUGGAUGAGAAGGGCCACGAGAUUGCCUUCGUUCAGUAUCCACAGAGCUUCAACAAUAUAACUAAGAAUGAUAUCUAUGGAAGUUCCCUCAGAGCACUUUUUGAGGUGGAUGCCUAUGGUUUGGAUGGCUAUGGAGGGACUCCCUAUAUGGGAACUGGGUGUUUUCAUAGGAGAGAUACCCUAUGUGGCAGGAAAUACACAGAGGAUUACAAGAGAGAGUGGCAACCAGAGACCGAUAGAAUUGCAGGAGAAAGUCUGAAUGAAUUAGUAGAGAGAACAAAGGCACUUGCCAGUUGUAACUAUGAAGAGAACACUCAAUGGGGAAAAGAGGUC
Macadamia integrifolia is the source of this 1537-nucleotide messenger RNA. RefSeq names its product cellulose synthase-like protein E6. The transcript is spliced from 6 exons. Gene Ontology annotation, cellular component: plasma membrane; trans-Golgi network. The annotation marks the transcript as partial. The record is from RefSeq and is a predicted model, not a curated record. Gene Ontology annotation, molecular function: mannan synthase activity; cellulose synthase (UDP-forming) activity. Gene Ontology annotation, biological process: plant-type primary cell wall biogenesis; cellulose biosynthetic process. Lineage: Eukaryota; Viridiplantae; Streptophyta; Magnoliopsida; Proteales; Proteaceae.